Molecule: messenger RNA, 1994 nt
Organism: Orussus abietinus
Lineage: Eukaryota; Metazoa; Arthropoda; Insecta; Hymenoptera; Orussidae
Product: brain protein I3
Exons: 3
Coding region: 940-1278 (112 amino acids)
Source: RefSeq, a predicted model, not a curated record
CCGCGGCACAAAUUUGGAAGGCGAGGAUCCGACGUUGUAACAGGAUCAUAGGACAACCGAGGAGGUAGCACGACCAUUUGAACCAGGGAAAAUUUUUGAGAGCGAGAAUUCGACUUUGUAACAGGAUCAUAGAACAAUCGAGGAGGUGGCACGACCAUUUCACCGCGGAAAAAAUGUCGAAGGCGAGAAUCCGACUUUGUAACAGGAUCAUAGGACAACCGAGGAGGUAGCACGAUUAUUUCACCGCGGCAAAAACUCGAAGCCGAUAAUCUGACUUUGUAACAGGAUCAUAGAAUGACUAAGGAGGUGGCACGCAAAAAUCUUCACACGUCUUCUCACGUCUUUUCCCGACUUCCUUCGUUUUUCCGCGUUGUUUCAGAAAUGAAUAUUAACUUAGGUGUAUGGGCGAUUAUUAAGACUCAGUAAGAUGCGAUUACCAGGUUCUCAAGACUUAUAACUCUAAUUAAAUGCACUCAUUGCUACAUGUCGACCCUUUAUUUAUUCGUAAAGACAGAUUACAGUAUAGUUGCUCAAUAGCGUGGGUACAUCCAUUCACAAACGCGUCUUAAAAAUUAAUAGUAUAUUGGCCGAUCUUGUCAGCAGCUUCUUUUUCCUCUUCUGCUUGGGAUCAUCAGGAAUUUCCGAGCAUCUACUCCUGCUUCGUUGCGACGUGACGUGAGUGUGCUGCCUCGAGGCAGUGCAGCAUCCUAGAUAAGUUUGUCCUUGUUGCACUCGUUGAUACUUAGCGGGUGCGAGAGAGACAGCCUGGUCUCUCAUGAAGUGAACAGGGGAACAGAUCGGACACGUUCUUGGACUCCUCUCUUAGAUAAUGCGCCAUCCAAUUGUCAGACCACGGAUAAGGAUGCGCGCUGACUUCUCAGUUUCUUGAUCAGCUGUUCGCAGUUACCAGCUACGUAGUCUGUCACAAAUAUCGAGAUUAUGGAAAGCCAACCGUUAACCAAGGGCUCCGACAAGCCGCCGCCUUAUUCCUCCAUAAUUAAUCCCCAGGAAUGCGUUACCUUGCAUCCACCGCCAGGCUACUAUCCCAACACCGGAGUUACUAACUCGCAGGGCUAUGGCGCCGCUCCUUCGACCACCGUCAUCAUGCCGGAGAUCAUCGUCAUUGGCACCUGUCCGGCAUGUCGAGUCGGCAUACUAGAGGACGACUACACUUGUCUGGGUCUGCUCUGUGCAAUCUUCUUCUUUCCCCUGGGAAUACUUUGCUGCCUACUGAUGAAGAACCGACGAUGUUCUAACUGCGGAGCGUACUUUGGCUGAUCGUUCAUGAUGCUAUCGAAGCAAUACCGUGGGAGGGACGAUCGAACGGAAAUAUUCCGAGUUGUUGGAACGCCCUUAGAACCUCAGGCAACCCAGGAUGCUAUGAUCCAGAAUUUAGUAUUUAUAAGAUAUUGCGCUGUCCUUCCAAUUUUGUACUUGCUGCACUAAUCGGCAUCGUCCCUCUCUCCAAGCGAUAAAUCCUGCAGUCGAUGCAAAAGCUCGACUGCUAGCUAAUAAGUCAAAGACCUGGAAAAAAUAAUGGUCAGGUAAUAGUUACUCUAAGAACAAAGGAAGGAUACAAAGUACCCCUUUAAUGUUAAUAUAAUUAAUUCAUCGGCAAUCUCGCAGGACUACCGUGCGCUUCCUUACGACAUUGCCGAAUGGAAAACUAGACCUUAAGCUAGAGUUUAAUACGUACUAUCUUCCCUUGCGACGCAAUGCAAGGUAGGCCUAGUUGACUGCUUCGCAGUAACCUCGUUGAACAAAUCUCAGGUACAAUCUCCAUGCGGAAUCAGCUCCCAUCGAUGGAGACGGAAGUAGAACCGGUGGUUCCGAUUCCUGAACGCCUACAAAGGGAAAAAGGAAAUGAUCUUAAUUGUAAUUAGGCUACCGUUCCUUGGAAACAAGUCGCGGCGUACGCGCCUUCCCACGCGUAGGUACUGUAUACAUUGUACGUAAAUUCCGCAGAAUUGUUGAAUAUAUAUUUUUAACGAUAA